Messenger RNA from Petromyzon marinus (sea lamprey), 1398 nucleotides. NCBI's taxonomy places the organism in Eukaryota, Metazoa, Chordata, Hyperoartia, Petromyzontiformes, Petromyzontidae. The record is from RefSeq and is a predicted model, not a curated record.
CGAAGUGGCUUAUCAUGUGAAAAUUUAUAGCAGCAAAAUAAUCAAAAUAAAAAAAAAUUGCGAGUGUAGCAGUGAGGUGGCAACUGGGGACUUCAUCCCAGAUAUGACAGCAGUAGCAGCAAUGGAAUAUAGUAAUUGGGGCAUGUCUUUUCUGUCGCUUGCGCUGCUGCUGCUGAUGUGAAGGUAUUUUGAGAAAAACUCGAAGAUUCCACAAGAGGCGCCCUCAAUGGAGUGGACUCAGACGCCGUACGGAGCGCGACUCUCCUACAAACUCCCGCACGGCAACUCGCUGUGCGUGCACCUCAAAGACAAGGAGAUGAUCCGCCACCGCAAGUGCUUGUCCCAGGUGAUGUACUUGUACUACCUCCUUGGCUGGAAGAUCUACCACAAGAUCCACACAGUUAAGAAAGAUGAACAAGAGGAAUGGGUAGAGAGGAAGAAGCGCAACACCUACGUGCUGGCCUUGGACGGAGACACGGAUUUCUACCCCUCGGCGCUCUCCAUGCUGGUCGACCGACUCACGAGGGACUCCACCGUUGGCGCCGCCUGCGGGAGAAUUCACCCGACGGGCGUGGGGCCGCUCGUCUGCUACCAGAAGUUCGAGUACGCGGUAGGCCACUGGCUACAGAAGACGGCCGAGCACGUGAUGGGCUGCGUUCUCUGCAGCCCUGGCUGCUUCAGCCUCUUCCGAGCCAAGGCCAUCAUGGAUGACAACGUCCUCAAGACCUACACCACAGUGGCCACCGAGGCCCUGCAGUACAUCCAGUACGACCAAGGUGAGGACCGCUGGCUGUGCACGCUGAUGCUGCAGCAGGGCUGGCGCGUCGAGUACUGCACCGGAUCGGACGCCUACACCAACGCCCCGCAGGAAUUCAAGGAGUUCUUCAACCAGCGGAGGCGUUGGGGCCCCUCCACGAUGGCGAACACCUUCAGCAUCCUGGAAAAUGGCGUCCGCACGGCCAAGAAGAACCCGUCCAUCUCUCGGCUCUAUAUUCUUUAUCAGAUCAUCUACACGGCCACCUCCAUCAUGGGUCCGGCCACCGUCUGUCUCAUGAUUGCAGGUUGCUUCACCUUCGUUUUCAAAAUGGACCAAAACUGGGCACUUCUCAUCUCCAUCGUUCCGCCUGCUCUAUACAUCGCCGUCUGCUUCAAAACGUAGCCGGACACGCAGAUCAAGGUGGGCGCCCACGCUUCUUCUGCAGAAGCACGUGGCACUCAUUGCACACAACGUGCUUGCCACAAAUGAAACACAAUGUACGUAUAUAUGUUGAACUUCUUUGGCACCGUACGUAGCCAACCUUGCUCAUCGGAGUUGCAGGGGACGUACAAAAAACUAAACACAAAAAGCAGUCUUAAAGAAAUUAGUUUUCAAUCUACAUGAUUUAAAAGUGCAAACUA